AUGGCAGAGAAAGAGGCUGUCACCAGUCUGACCGGCGAUGGGCCUCCAGCUCCAGCUCCAGCUCCAGCUCCAGCUCCAGCUCCAUCGUCGCCGGCUCCUAUGCCCACAUCAGCACCGCCAGGAGAUCCUGAUCCCAACUUGGUAACCUGGGAUGGCCCGGAUGACCCAGAAAAUCCCAAAAACUGGCCCCAAGUCAAGAAAUGGACGACCAUUCUGCCUAUGUCUUUAUUCAACUUCCUUUCCUCCAUGAGUUCGGCGACGAUGGCCCCGGCUCUGGAUGCCAUCCAAGCCGAUCUCCAUUUCUCAUCCAACAUGCUCGGCGUGCUAUCUCUGACGGUCUUCUUGCUAGGAACCGCCUUUGUUCCUAUGGUAACAGCACCAUUGUCAGAGGUCUUCGGGCGGUCCAUGGUCCUCCAAUCGGCAAAUCUAUUCUAUAUUGUUUUUAAUACUCUGUGCGGUGCGGCAAAGACCCCAAAUCAACUGAUUGUCUUUCGCUUUCUGGCAGGUCUGGGUGGCGCGGGCCCUUUUGCGAUCGGAAGUGGUAUCAAUGCCGACCUCUUUCUUCCCCACGAACGCGGCCAGGCUAUUGCCGUCUACACCCUUGCACCUCUGAUCGGUGUUGUCGUGGGCCCCAUUGCCGGCGGCUUUCUGGUACAAUAUACAACCUGGCAGUGGUGCUUCUAUGUGGUUUCGAUUAUUGGUGCAGCGAUCCAGAUCCUAGGCCUACCCUUCUUCCGCGAGACCUACGCGCCGGUCCUUCUCCAGCGCCGCUGCAAAAAACGACGCAAGAGUACCCAGAACCCGGACCUAUACACUGUUCACGACCGCGUCUCGCUGCUACAACUUCUUCGCACAAGCAUCGUCCGUCCUUUCAUCCUCCUGGCGACUCAACCGGUGGUGCAGGUCUGGAGUCUGUAUUGCGCGUUCCUCUGGGGGAUCUUGUAUAUCCUCAUCGCCACUUUUCCCAAUGUAUGGACAGAUAUCUACGGCGAGUCGGUCUCUAUCGGCUCCCUCAACUAUAUCUCUCUCUUUGUGGGCAUGGGAUUCGCCUCUCAGGGCGGCACCCGACUGGCCGAUCGGUACUAUCGCAAUCUAUGUGCCGCCAAUGGAGGGCGCAGCAUGCCCGAGUUCCGAUUGCCGGUCCUGAUUAUAGGCGCUUGCAUCGUGCCGAUCGGGCUGUUCUGGUAUGGAUGGUCUGCCCGUUCGAAUGUUCACUGGAUUAUGCCAAACAUCGGCGCCGCUAUCUACGGCGCAGGUACCGUGCUUGAGAUCCUCUGCGUAAUGGGGUAUAUUAUCGACACAUACCAGAAGUACGCAGCCAGUGCAAUGGCUGCGAUCAUCUGUCUACGAAGUAUCUUGGCCUUUGCCUUGCCUUUGGCCGCUCCGAGUCUAUAUGGCAACCUUGGAUAUGGAUGGGGAAACAGUACGCUCGCGUUGAUUGCCAUUGUUGUGGGGAUACCGGCACCGAUCCUACUGCGAUACUAUGGGCCGGCGUUGCGCCGACGGAGUCCGUAUGCGCGGGACGAUUAG
This is a messenger RNA of Aspergillus clavatus NRRL 1, 1530 nucleotides long. Its product is annotated as putative MFS transporter. Gene Ontology annotation, biological process: transmembrane transport. The record is from RefSeq and is a predicted model, not a curated record. Gene Ontology annotation, molecular function: transmembrane transporter activity. The transcript has 5 exons. Lineage: Eukaryota; Fungi; Ascomycota; Eurotiomycetes; Eurotiales; Aspergillaceae. Bases 1 to 1530 code for a protein of 509 amino acids.